UCUCCCAAUGGAAUCCUGCUCUUCCGAGAGACCAGUAAAAUGAUCACGACCUACGGGAAUCGCAUCCUGACGCUGGGGGAGGUCCCCAAGGAUCAGGUCUACGCCCUGAAGCUCAAGGGCAUCUCCAUCUGCUUCUCCAUGCUGAAGGCAGCGCUGAGCGGCAGCUACGUCAACUUCGGGGUGUUCCGGCUCUACGGGGACGACGCCCUGGACAACGCCCUGCAAACCUUCAUCAAACUGCUGCUCUCCAUCCCCCACAGCGACCUCCUG
Manacus vitellinus (golden-collared manakin) is the source of this 270-nucleotide messenger RNA. RefSeq names its product exportin-7-like. NCBI's taxonomy places the organism in Eukaryota, Metazoa, Chordata, Aves, Passeriformes, Pipridae. The record is from RefSeq and is a predicted model, not a curated record. The transcript has 2 exons. Gene Ontology annotation, molecular function: nuclear export signal receptor activity. The annotation marks the transcript as partial. Gene Ontology annotation, biological process: protein export from nucleus. Gene Ontology annotation, cellular component: cytoplasm; nuclear pore.